AUGGAGCUUUUUCUCCACACCACUUGCAAUUUGGAAACUCGGAACUUGAUUUCACCUCAUAAACAAUCAUUUAGCUUUAAUUCCAACUCUCUCCUCGUCUCUCCUCGUCGCGUAACCUUGUCCCCUGCUAACCACGGUGGCCGAUUCGUCGCCGUAUCCGCCUCGUUUCAACCCGGAGAUUCGAUUCCCAGCUCUAAUUCUUCGCAGAGUAAUCACGAUGAAGACCAUUUCUCUCUCGCGCAGAAUUCCAUCUCUGGGUUUCUCCAACAAGAGAUUGGACUCUCGGAGGCCGAUUCAGAUUUCAUUUCCGAGAAUUGUCAUAAAUACAGGCGGAUGAUCGUAGAUGGUGUUAGGGAAUUAGAGGAAUGGAAUUCGUGGAAAGGGAAUGGAGAAUCAGAAGGAAAUGAAGGUUUAGGGUUUAAGGAGAAAGUGGUUUACAUGGUGAAGCAGAAAGGUGAUGGUGGUAAAGUUGCGUUUUUGGAGAGCCUUGGUUUGAGUUUGUCUUCUGCCAUGUAUUUGGCUCAUUACCUCUCCUCAGAAUCGCUCCCAAAACUUCUCCAUAAGGUUAAGUACCUGAAGGAAAUAUUCUUUUCUGGCAGUGAUGAGAAAGGUCUUGUUGGGAAGUAUGCAAGACGAAUGAUGCUCUACUUGUCCAUUCCCAUUGAUGAAGAUGUGCAGCAAACUCUCUCCUUUUUCGAAAAGAUUGAAGCAAGGCGUGGAGGGUUGGACAUGUUAGGCUCUGUGGAUGCGUCUUUCAGGUUUUUAAUAGAGUCAUUCCCUCGGCUUCUUCUACUUUCGGAAGAAAAUGAUAUGAAGCCAUUGAUAGAGUUUCUUGAAAGCAUUGGUGUUCCUAAAGAUUGCUUGGGGAAGUUACUUCUCUUGUACCCUCCUAUCAUGCUCAUCAAAACUGAGGAGGUUAAAAGAAGGGUCGCUGCAGCUCUGGGAAAGGUUAGUGUAGUGAAUAAGGAUUCUGGAAAAGUUUUGCUGAAGUAUCCAUGGAUUCUUUCACCGAGCAUUCAAGAACACCAUUCACGCAUCGUCUCAUGGUUAGAGAGUGAAUCGGUGCUGAAAAUGGAUAUCGACCACGCAAUUAGGAGAUGGCCUUUACUCCUCGGUUGCUCAACGAGCAAUAUGAAGCUGAUGGUAAAGGAAUUUGAUAAAUUAGGUGUUAGAAACAAAAGUAUGGGGAAAGUUAUACCCAAAAUGCCUCAGCUUUUGUUAUGUAAACCACAAGAAUUUCUCAAGGUUGUUUCCUUUUUGGAAGAUUUGGGGUUUGAAAAGGAAGUCGUGGGACAAAUAUUCUGUCGAUGUCCUGAGAUAUUUGGCUGCAGCAUCGACAAAACCCUGAAUAAAAAGCUCCUCUUUCUCACUCGUUUUGGUGUUUCCAGUAUCCAUUUUCCUCGAAUCAUAAAGAAAUAUCCAGAAUUUCUCUUAUACGACGCAGACAAAACAGUGCUUCCUCGGCUAAUGUAUCUGAUGGAUGUUGGGAUAUCAGAGAGAGCCAUUGCCUUCAUGAUACGUAAAUUCGCACCGUUGUUAGGAUACAGCAUUGACAAAGUGCUUAGACCUAAGUUAGAGUUUCUGGUGAAGAGCAUGAAGAAACCGGUUGAAGAGGUGAUAGAUUAUCCGAGGUAUUUUAGUUAUUCGCUGGAGAAGAGGAUAAAACCGAGGUUUUGGGUGCUCAAAGAGAGGAACAUAGACUGUACAUUACACGAAAUGUUAGGGAAGAACGAUGAAGAGUUUGCUGCUGAUUUCUUGGGUUUAGGAGAGCUUCAAGCUCAUAGUGAAACCUCUUAG
This is a messenger RNA of Microthlaspi erraticum, 1797 nucleotides long. The record is from the annotation of a GenBank genome assembly. Lineage: Eukaryota; Viridiplantae; Streptophyta; Magnoliopsida; Brassicales; Brassicaceae.